CUCUCUCUGCACUCGGGCGGAGCGCAUUGUGUUCAGCGCGCGCUCACACACACACACACACACAUACACACGAGCAACUCGUAGCCGUAGGUUUUGGAGUAACGGAGUGGCGCUGAUCUGAUCGUGAGCCCGGGUCUGAGCUCCGCCACACUGGAGCAGCGGCGGCUCUUUGCGCUCCUCACACCUCCUGGGUUGGAGAUUUGACCCAAACACACAGCAGGCUGAAGCUACAGGAUCUCCCACCUCCACCACACAUCCGAGCUCUGCUUACCAGCUGAGCAGGUGAAGAGGAGUAGAGAGGAUGACUGAGUAUAAGCUGGUGGUGGUGGGCGCUGGAGGCGUGGGCAAAAGCGCUCUCACCAUCCAACUCAUCCAGAACCACUUUGUGGACGAAUAUGACCCUACCAUAGAGGACUCGUACAGGAAGCAGGUGGUGAUUGACGGUGAGACAUGCCUGUUGGACAUCCUGGACACAGCAGGUCAAGAGGAGUACAGCGCCAUGAGGGACCAGUACAUGAGGACAGGAGAGGGCUUCCUCUGUGUCUUUGCUAUCAAUAACACCAAGUCGUUUGAGGACAUUCAUCAGUACAGGGAACAGAUCAAACGGGUAAAGGACUCGGAUGACGUGCCAAUGGUGCUCGUGGGUAAUAAAUGUGACCUCCCAGCUCGCACAGUGGACACACGGCAAGCGCAUGAACUCGCCCGCAGCUAUGGCAUCCCCUACAUUGAGACGUCAGCCAAGACUAGACAAGGAGUGGAGGAUGCCUUCUACACACUAGUACGGGAGAUCCGACAGCACAAGUUGAGGAAGCUCAAUCCUCCAGACGAAAGCGGACAGGACUGCUUGAGCUGUCGCUGCGUGGUGUCAUGAUUUAAGCUGACCUCUCCAAGGUAAUAUGUGGACCAAUGGCUCCAUGAGGCAGAGUGGACUACAGACUGUAAUUAUACCUGGAGAUCAAAAUAAUGCCAAGUAAAGCAAUGACUGCAAAAUGGACAUUUGAGGAAAGAAGUUGCCUUGCUGUGACUAUGGUGACCCCCCCUCUGGCUGUCUACAUCUGCCUAAAAACCCAACUAAUGACUUGUAUUGGUUUUCCUAUUCAUUAACUUCCAAGUGCUAAUACUGGGCAGCUCCUUGGAUUUCAUCUAAUUUAUUAUACUCAUAUAUGUCUCAACACUGGCUUUUACCUGGAAGUCAGGCCUCUCAUGACUUAAGCACGAAAAUAUGCUCUUCUCAUAUGGACUGGACACUAAUCACCUCAUCGCAGACAUCGUGUUCUCCUCCAUUGCUGUCCGAGGGAAGCAUGCAAGUCUGUAAAUGAGGAAUCUGCCAACUGCAGAGAGAACAAUCCAGCAUCCCAUACAGGAUUUACUCCUCUCUUGACAGUUUAGCUCUGCUUAACAUGCUGUUGUUUUAACAUGUAAUUGUUGUGAAAAAGGAUAUUUGUGACAAUAACCAUGGGGACUGUAGCACUAGAUACUGCUGCAGCACUAGAUACUGUAUGUGUGAUGGUUUUUGUGUAUGUGUUUUAAAAGAAAAACUGUUGAUGCAAAAACAAACUGAGCAGUUACUGGAUUCCAAUAAAAAAAAAUUCAAGGACCCACAUGCUUGGUUUAAGAUCUCACAGAUUCUUGGAGUGUGAUCCAUUAAGAAUAGUCACCUUUAACUGCCUGAGACUCCAAAGUCAUACCAUAUAUAAUGGCUGUAAAUUUUGAUAUGUGGCACAAGUGGCUUCAGGCACCAUAUACAAUACCAGUGUAUGAGGAAAAGGAAAGCUAUAGUGCACAGGAUUUUUUUAUUAAAAAGGAAAAAACAUGGUUAUUGAGUCCGUGGAGAAAAAAAAAGCAAUAUGAUAAUAAUAUGAUGUUCCUGAGCUGCUGUGACUUGGCCAGAAAUUUGUCAUACACAAGUUCAGAUAUGUCAAAUGACUUCACGCACCCAACUGUAGGCAUGAAAGAAGUCUGUGAAUAAUCUGAUGGCAUCCCAAACUGCAUACCACAGUACCAAAUAGUUGGUCUGCACACAAUUGGAAUCAUUACUAUUUAGGCAUAUUAUACUUAGUGCAUAUUAUGUAGUUUCAUAACACAGCCCAUGUUGUGCUAUACAAGCACUUUUUGUACCAGAGAGGGUGAACCUACGUAAUCUUACAUGCUCUAGCUUUAAUACUGCUCCCAUUUCUUGGUGUAUCAUCAGUAAGUAUUUUAUGAUAAAAUCUUAUUUAGCACAAUUUAACAAGACAGAAAUACUGUAAUGAAUCCGUAGUUGUCCUAAUAGGUGUAUAUGACAAAACGAACCAGUUUACUCUAAAUGCCAAGCUGUAGGAGUUUUACUGGUAUAUUAGAUUUGCAGCUCAGUCAACAAGUAAGAGAUCAUAAUUUGCCCCUGAAGAAAACGAUGCUUUGUUCUGGCUACUUGUUCUCCUUGACUUUAAAUUAAACAAUCACACUUUAUCAUUUAAAAUGAUCACUAGCUAUUUUUUAAUUCAUUUUCAGACAACUCACUGACAUAAGCUGGCUCAAUUAUAAUCAAACCUCUCAUGGCACAUGUAGAAAUAGGGAAAUAGGAACUUCUUACAGAAAAUGAGUAAUGUAACAAAUAAUACAGAAUGUUCUAGAGUUAAUUCUUUACUGCUUUUUGUAUGUUAACAAAAACUUUCCAGUGUGUCUUAUAGUAAACAUAUAGAUGGAAAAAGACAAAAAGCCUUGCAGGCCCAAUGUUUAUUACUGAAAAAAAUCUUCAUGUGCCAGUGUUUAUCUAUAGGAGGUAUUUUUUUGCCAAAAUUAAAAUUAAAACACGAAAAUUAAAAUCUUCAUUUGCAUUUUAAUGUCAUUUCUUUUCCCAUGUGUGUGCACAAAAAUGGUGCCAAAAUGAAAAUUAAAUGAAAUAAUGCCAUUUGCUUUUCAACUGUCCAUGUAAGCAUGCAACAAUAGUGUCAAAAAUAAAAAUAAAAUCAAAACGUCA
Molecule: messenger RNA, 2959 nt
Organism: Pangasianodon hypophthalmus (striped catfish)
Lineage: Eukaryota; Metazoa; Chordata; Actinopteri; Siluriformes; Pangasiidae
Gene: hrasa
Product: HRas proto-oncogene, GTPase a
Exons: 6
Coding region: 302-871 (189 amino acids)
Biological process (GO): Ras protein signal transduction
Cellular component (GO): plasma membrane
Molecular function (GO): GTP binding; GDP binding; GTPase activity
Source: RefSeq, a predicted model, not a curated record